AAUGGGACAUGAAAGAUCCGGAGCACACGAUGACCGCUGCAACGAUGGUGUCGGAAGAGAAAGUCCCUUGGAAAGAUGUACUAGCUUCGAUCGAGUUCAAGAGGAUGGCCAAGACUAAGACAGGGCUUCGUCCGCUGCCCCCUUCAUAUGCAGUGACAGACUAUGUCGCUACUUAUCCAGAACAUUGGGCAGUGGUCUCGGGGACAGCUGCAACUGACGGCCCCCGACUGCAGCGUCAGGCCCAUCGCAGACCCGACUGUCCAGAGAAUCAUUUGCAAUCCUCCAGCAAGCGAGUUAAGGUCAAGGUCAAGGACCCUAAGUUAGAUGUGACUGUCCAGACAGGACUCUACGCCGCCGAAAUGUUCGCAGCCAAUGUUGCAGUCAAGCAUGUUCUCGAGAUUAUUGUCGUCGGAUUGGGGUCGAAACGAGCACUUCAAAAAGCUGAGAAGGAAGGUUACCUUAAACUCAACAUUUACGGCAUGGAUCUUAAGCUGCACACCAGCUCCGAGGAGGGAGUAACUCACUACGGACUGAAAGGACGAGUCACCAACGUGUUCCCUAUCACUAGUGAAUUUCUCGCCAGGAAGUACGCGAACGACCCAGACGUCAAGAAAGAUGGGCUGGUGGCCAAAAUCUUCUGGGCAGAGCAGGACAGAACUAGCGAGCCGGAGAUCUUAAAAAAAAAAGUCCUGAAGGCACUGGGAGUUCCAGAAGCGGAGAAGGACAGUCACAUGCUCUACAUCUUCGUAUCACGCAAACUCCUACCCAUCACGGCGCUCGAAGGCGAAGAGCUUUUCAACGUGUGGCGUCAAUGCAUCUUAUGUCACAUCGAUCUCUGGAAGGGAGGAGUCCGUCACCGAGACGUCAGCCCUCCCAACAUGAUGUUUCACAAGACCGAUAAGGGCGUCCUGAUAGGUGUCUUAAACGACUUUAAUCUGUCAUCGUUGGCAACUAGGCUGGAUCCUCAUGGCAACGAGCGUACGGGCACCGUGCCGUUCAUCGCGCCCGACCUUCUUUCCCUGAGGGUCGACGAGGCGAAGUCGAACACUUACAUCGAAGGGAGUUCUCCUACCACCGGAGACUCGCCCUUUGGAUGCAUGGGCGACUACAGGCCCCGCGGGAUGUGGCGAGAAGAAGUUAUGGUUUCUGAAUCAUCUUUUGGAUUUCAAACCGUCGGGAAUGGGCCCACGUAUAUGGAGUCUCCUUGUGGAUUGUUUGGCGGUGCUGAAAGCAGAUGCCGACCGUUGGUACUUUCUCAGUAUUGCACAGGAAUCAAAGCCGGAGCGACAGACGACGAGGAAUCAGCCUCAGAUGUCGAUGACGAGCAGACGAACGCCGAAGUAUCAGAAUCGGAUAUCGAUGAUUUUCUGCACAAAUUUACAAGUCUCAAAAGCUGGAUUCGCCUCGGCAAGCGUUUACCGUGAUUUUCUUUACUUGUUUAGACUGCACCACAUGCAACCUGCCUUGUUUCGAUACUCAUAACUUUGCGUCAGUCUAUACCAUACAAGCGGGAAUCUGCAACCGGUAUAGAAGGACCGUAAUGUAGAGAGGUAGAUCAUUGUAGAUUAUGUAGUCCAAUGGUUCUUAAUUUCGCAACACGGUUCAUCCCG
Messenger RNA from Suillus paluster, 1610 nucleotides. RefSeq lists its product as uncharacterized. The record is from RefSeq and is a predicted model, not a curated record. The transcript is spliced from 6 exons. Lineage: Eukaryota; Fungi; Basidiomycota; Agaricomycetes; Boletales; Suillaceae. The coding region runs from base 9 to 1424 and encodes 471 amino acids.